UAUCUGGUUUCUCGUGCAUAUUGUUGCUUUGAAUCCACCUUUCCUGUUCAAUGUAUAUAUGAUUGUGCAUGGAAAUUUUGGCUGACCACAUUUUCUUCAUAUUAUUAGCAGGGUGCUAAAGAGGGCUUCUGCUGUUUUUGAUCGUUGUUCUUAUCAUAAUUGUCUACAACAUGGCUCACAAUGAUACUACUUGUCCAAAGCCGAUGCAGGCAACCUCCACGGGAGUCUUCCAAGGAGAGAAUCCUCUUGAUUAUGCCCUCCCCCUUGUUAUCUUACAAAUAAUCAUUGUUAUUGUCCUCACUCGUACCUUGGCCUACUUGCUUAAACCUCUAAGGCAGCCUCGUGUGAUUGCUGAGAUUAUUGGAGGAGUGCUACUAGGCCCAUCUGCUUUUGGUCGUAGCGAGGUGUUCCUGCAUACCGUAUUCCCUCCCAAGAGUCUGCCAGUACUGGACACACUUGCAAAUAUCGGCCUCAUCUUCUUUCUGUUCCUUGUAGGCUUAGAAUUGGAUCCGAAAGCAUUACGCAGGACAGGGAAGAAAUCCAUGUGCAUUGCUGUUGCAGGCAUUUGUUUGCCCUUUGCUUUGGGAAUUGGUGCAUCACUUGUCCUCAGGGCAACUAUUUCGAAAGGUGUCAGCCUAGGUCCUUUUAUAGUAUUCAUGGGGGUUGCUCUCUCUAUCACUGCCCUUCCUGUAUUAGCCCGUAUCUUAGCUGAGUUCAAGCUACUUACCACUGAUGUGGGUCGUACGGCCAUGUCAGCUGCUGCAGUCAAUGAUGUGGCAGCUUGGAUUCUCCUUGCUGUAGCCAUAGCUCUCUCUGGCUCAGGAAAAUCUCCUCUUAUUUCCCUAUGGGUAUUUUUGUGUGGUGCAGCUUUUGUUGGCAUGUGUAUUCUUAUAGUCCCUCGUAUAUUUAAGUGGUUGACUCGGCAUUGCCCUGAUGGUGAGCCUGUGAAUGAAAUUUUCAUUUGUGGUAUCUUAGCCACAGUUUUGGCAGCUGGAUUUGUGACUGACACUAUAGGAAUCCAUGCACUUUUUGGGGCUUUUAUAAUUGGAACUCUAGCCCCAAAGGAUGGGCCGUUAGCCAGUGCCAUGGUAGAAAAGGUGGAGGAUCUUGUGUCUGGUCUCCUCCUUCCUUUGUACUUUGCUUCGAGUGGCCUCAAAACAAAUGUAGCCACCAUUCAAGGGGCUCAGUCAUGGGGACUUCUACUUCUUGUUAUACUAACUGCAUGCUUAGGCAAAGUUGUUGGGACUGUAGUGGUUUCUCGUCUCUGUAAAUUGCCUUUGAAUGAGGCUGUUGCUCUUGGGGUUCUAAUGAACAGCAAAGGUCUGGUGGAGCUGAUUGUUCUAAACAUUGGUAAAGAUCGAAAGGUGCUAAAUGACCAAACUUUUUCAAUAAUGGUUAUGAUGGCCCUAGUCACCACGUUCAUGACAACACCAAUUGUGAGGGCAGUGUAUACACCAGCUAAGAGAGGAAGCACGUAUAAUCUAAGGACAAUCCAAAGAAAAGAUCCCAACUCUCAACUCCGAAUCAUGGCAUGCUUCCAUAGUGGAAGGAACAUCCCUACUAUGAUAAACCUAAUUGAAGCUUCCCGGGGAACAGAGAAAAGGAAAGGGCUCACGGUCUACGCGGUGCAUCUCAUGGAGCUCUCUGAGAGGUCUUCAGCAAUACGGAUGGUCAAUAAAGCCCGAAAUAAUGGGCUUCCCUUCUGGAAUAAGGGGAUGCAGCCAGAUUCGGAUCAAGUUGUGGUGGCCUUUGAGGCAUAUGGGCAGCUCAGUCGGGUGCAAAUCAGGCCUAUGACGGCAAUCUCUCACUUCUUCAACAUGCAUGAAGAUAUAUGUGCUAGUGCUGAGAGCAAGAAGGCUGCCCUCAUUAUCCUUCCCUUCCACAAACACCAGAAGGUUGAUGGUUCAUUAGAAACCACAAGACAUGAAUAUAGAAUAAUCAACAAAAAGGUCCUUCAAAAUGCUCCUUGCUCGGUUGGUAUCCUAGUUGACCGGGGGCUUGGUGGGUCCUCACAUGUGUCAGCCAGCAAUGUCGACUCUAUCAUCACUGUUUAUUUCUUUGGUGGGCCUGACGAUCGUGAGGCGUUAGCCCUUGGUCAACGGAUGUCUGAGCACCCGGGAAUCACCCUUAUAGUGGUGCAUUUAAGAGCAGACCCCGACUUGGAAGGAGCUGAAAGGGUGGCUAUUGAUGUGAGUGAUAGUAGUAGUAACAAUGGAGAAUCCAGGGAAGCUGAUGAAAAUGCCAUUGAAAGUAUUAAGCAAAAAGUGUCCGGGGACGGGUCAGUUAAGUUCAAGGAAAGAAUAGUGAAAGCAACUUCUGAUACUGUAAAUAUAGUCAAGGAAUUCAGCCGUUGUAAUAUGGUCUUAGUGGGACGAUCACCAGAAGGUAUGGUGGCUGCUGCUUUCGAACUUAAUAUAAAGAUUGAGUACCCUGAAAUAGGCCCAGCUGGGAGUUUGCUGGUUUCUCAAGAGAUCUCAACAAAUGCUUCUGUAUUGGUGGUUCAUCAGUACAGUGGUGGUACAAGGCCAGUAUCUCUAGAAGAGGAAGAGCCAGCUGAUGGGGCUGAAACUGAGUAAUUGAAAUUAGUCUGAAUAUGUCCUUAAGAGCAAAUCAAGUUGUACCGAGUCUUUCCUUUUACAGAUAAUACAUAAAAGUAGAGAUAUAUAGGUACAUAAGCUUGAUCAGAGGCUUUGGAAAUUUCUGUUUUCUAGAGUAUGUAUGUGGUUUUUAGCCUUUUCAAAGUUGUUGAAAUGGCUUCUAUGAAAUCUCAAGACAUCACUUUACAAUAACUUGAAAAGUCACUGACCUGAAGUGACGCUUGGGGAUGUAGCAGUUUAUAGGUAGCAAAGAACUGUAUCGAAUCUGGUAGCAUUACAUUUCUUUUGCAUGCCUAAGCUCUAAGGAGCUUUUAGAUUCUAUACAACAAUGUGACAGUUAAAUGAUGUA
Chenopodium quinoa (quinoa) is the source of this 2946-nucleotide messenger RNA. Its product is annotated as cation/H(+) antiporter 18-like. NCBI's taxonomy places the organism in Eukaryota, Viridiplantae, Streptophyta, Magnoliopsida, Caryophyllales, Amaranthaceae. The coding region runs from base 171 to 2576 and encodes 801 amino acids. Gene Ontology annotation, molecular function: antiporter activity. The record is from RefSeq and is a predicted model, not a curated record. The transcript has 3 exons. Gene Ontology annotation, biological process: proton transmembrane transport; regulation of pH. Gene Ontology annotation, cellular component: membrane; endomembrane system.